CACGCAUUAGAAAUCGUACUAAGUUGUGGGAAGUCGUAUUUCUUUGCGGUCACUUUCACUGUUCAAGUUUAUUAGGGUUAUUCGCCAGUGUCAUAUUCUUCCUAGUUUUAUUUAAGGUGGUUUAUUCAACGAGUGUCAACAGAAAUGUGUACAAUGGCCCAUUCUGACCCCUCAGCCUCAAGUGUAGUGGAUGGAGGACUGUCAGAUGAGUUUGCGGUCCCCUCUCAUGUGGAAGACGUCAAGAAACUCAUGGCUGAGUUUGCAGAACGUCAUGGAUCAGCCGGUCGCAGAGUAGUUCUGAUCACCUCAGGAGGCACCAAAGUCCCUCUGGAAUCCCGAACAGUACGUUUUCUGGACAACUUCAGCAGUGGUCGACGUGGGGCAUCCUCUGCUGAGUAUUUUCUUUACUCUGGCUAUGCAGUGAUCUUUCUGCAUAGGCAUCGGUCUCUCUAUCCAUACUCUCGACUGUACACAGGUCUCAAUUUACUGGACAGCCUAAGAUUAGAGACUGAUAAGGACACUAGUCAGGUUCUGGUGGAUCAGAAGGCACUUCCAAAUAUUGCAACUGUUCUAAAAUGCUAUCAGGCAGUUAAGGCAGCCGGAUUACUGUUGCCAGUGGAAUUCAACACCUUAUCAGAGUACCUUCAUCUUCUCAAGGCUGCAGCACAAGCAUUAAGCUCCAUAGGGUCCAAGGCUAUGUUUUAUUUGGCUGCUGCGGUCUCUGAUUUCUACAUCCCAGCGUCUGAAAUGCCAGAACACAAAAUUCAAUCGUCUAAUGGACCACUUCAGAUAAGUAUGAAAAUGGUUCCCAAGAUGCUAAACCCAUUGGUGAAGGACUGGGCACCUCAAGCAUUUGUUAUAUCUUUCAAGCUAGAAACAGACCCAUCGAUCCUUUUGGAGCGAGCACGUCGUGCCUUAGACAUUUACAACCACCAGGCAGUGGUUGCGAAUGUGCUGGACACGCGGCGUGGUUAUGUGGUUGUUGUCACCAAGGACACGCAACAUGAGUUGGUUCUUACAGAUGAGGAAGUGCAGAAAGAUGUUGAGAUUGAGGAACGGAUUGUGAGCAAUCUGACCAAAGCACACAGUCAAUUUAUGUCUCAAGUAUGAAACAUUUUGCUGUGGUUUCUUGGCAUCUGGGCUCAAGCUGUUUUUGAGGCAGAUCUAGGAUCAGAUUGUUUUGAUGUUUGUAAUCUGAGCUGUGGUUCAGAUUUGGACAGUGAGAGUCUGUUGCCAUCUCUGAUAUGCAAGUCCACAAGUUCAGAAUGCUUUCCGCUGUGAAAUAUGGAUGUAUGCUUGGAUGGGUUUAAGCUAUCAUUAUAAACAUGCCUUCUAGAUAAUCUUAAUAUCAUAAAUCAGACGUUGAGUCGGUCUGCAACAAAUCACACAGUGGGCCUUAUUCAUGAAACAUGAGCAAAACAAAUUUGUAAGUAAAUAGUUUGUAAAACCAUUCUUGCAUAAAUUACAGCAUUCAGUUCAAUGUAGCAGUUUAUGCAAGAAUGGGUUUAUGAAUGAUAUACACAGAAAUGUGUUCUGCUUGUAAAUAAGGGCCAAUGCUUUUAGUUAGUACGCAAGUGAAGGUAGUAUAUAUAAACUGUUUUUCCAAUAAACACAAUAUUCAAUGUUUUCUUGUCC
Messenger RNA from Xyrauchen texanus (razorback sucker), 1635 nucleotides. It is a transcript of the gene ppcs, whose product is annotated as phosphopantothenoylcysteine synthetase. Bases 145 to 1110 code for a protein of 321 amino acids. The record is from RefSeq and is a predicted model, not a curated record. Gene Ontology annotation, molecular function: phosphopantothenate--cysteine ligase activity. The transcript is spliced from 4 exons. Gene Ontology annotation, biological process: coenzyme A biosynthetic process. Gene Ontology annotation, cellular component: cytoplasm; nucleus. Lineage: Eukaryota; Metazoa; Chordata; Actinopteri; Cypriniformes; Catostomidae.